AUGGCCUCCACGGAGUCACACAACACCGUGUCUCUCGAUGAUCUUCGGGAUGACGCUCCCACUAUACUUGCGGAUUCACUUACGAGCAGGAGAGUGCCUGCUUUGCAACUUAUAAACCGUCUUUUGACGUCGAAGGAAGACCACUCGCUCGUCGACGACAAGACCUUGCUCCAGCACUUGACCACGCUUGUGUUGAAGAGUUACAAUUACUACCAGGACUCGGCAUCGAGGUCGGAGGCUACAUUGGUGCUUGGAAAUCUUUCCAGGUUGGAUCCUGGCUUUGGAAAAGCGUCGCUUAAGUAUAUUCAUGGAGUGGCAGUGAAACUGGGCAACUUGGCCUUGACUGACCUUCUUUCCUUGUUGACAUGGAUCUGUACGCUUCUUUCGGUUGAAAGCAAACGCCAGGACCCGGAAUUGACCGGUUUGUUUGCCACUCAUGCCAUUCUUCUUGGUAGCUGUGCUGGAUCGAGUUUUGAAGGAAACAACAAGAAAAGCACACAUAAGAAAAGAGCUCUUGAGCUGAGUUUGGCUCAGUCAAAGUAUGCGCUUAUUGAGGUGUUGCAACUGGCGUCGCCAGCGUUGAUUGACGAGAUUGUCAAGACUACAAUCACAGAUUCUUCAAUUACUGCUUCCGCAGCUACGCUAUACUUGGCUGUUCUUGCUGAGGCCCUUCAUGAUCUCCAGCCUACUCACCCUGCUUACAUUGCUCAUUUGAAGGAGUCGUCGGUGAAUGCUAGCAUUGUCGACUUUUUCUCUGAAAAGGUGCUUUUGGCUAAAGUCGCUCCUUCUCCAUUCGCUUUGACUCAAUUCACUAAAUGGUACAUUGCAGAGAUCCUCACUCACGAAGACUUCAUCAAUAAGGUUCUUCCGAACUUGGAGAAGGCUAUUUUGCGUUCUUCUGAGAUCGGUUUCUGCCAUCUCGUGGAGCCUUUGUUUUCUGAAAAGACAGAGGCUACCGAUUUGAGCACCGUUUUUGCAUCCUCCAAGCUUCUUGGUCAUACUCUUAGUGGUAUCAAAUCUACAAAGGAGCAUGUCAGGGAUAAGGCUGCGGAAGGAUUGUCUUUGAUUUUGAAAAACGCCUUGCCUUCGGUUUCUGGUGCUGAUUCAGGAAAGAUCGUGGAGGAGAUUGUCAAGGCAUUCAAAGGUACAACCAAUGCUGAAGCCAAGGUUCUCUUUGCCAGAAGCUUGGGCGACUUGCGUGUUUCUGAAGAACAAUCAUCCAAGCUUUUUGCAUCUCUCCUUCCAUUAGUCUCCAAAGAACUGAACGAAAAUAUACUUUCUGCUUUGACUGCUGUCUUGAUCGACAACUACGUGUUUGCAUUGCGUAACAACCAAGCUUUAUCUGCUGACGAUUCAUCUAAGGUCCAGGCACAGAUCAAGACUGGCCUUGCCAACCCUAAGCUUAAUCUUAGGAAGAUCUGGGCACUCCUGUUGGGAGACUCUCUCUACAGAGAACAAGAAGAAAAUGAUGCUGUUGCUAAGCUUUUUGAACUGCUUCUUCCUGAGUUGACCAAGUCUUUGGACGAAGCCAUCCAAUCACCACUCUUGACUGUUUCCAACAAGGGCAUUGCCUGUGCAUACGUUGCUAUCGCCAUUAGUAACCGUUUUGUUGGUAAGAUUGAGUUGGACUCUGCAAAGCUUUUCAAGAAACCACUCGACGACUCUUCUGAGAACUUUUCCAUCUUGUUAAGUCCAAAGGUGCUUGCCAAGCUCAAGGGUCCAGAACAGAAAUGGGCUCUCCGAGCUCUCGUUGCAUCGUUUGACCAUGUCGAGGAAGCAAACACAAAGUAUGGUUCUUCCAUUCUUUUCUUUGCUAUUUCAAGUAACGUUUCUUACGAUGUCCGCAUUGAAGCCUUGACCAGCCUUCGUUCAUUGGUCAGCAAAGAUGGUGCUAAGACCAGUGCCAUGACCAUUCCUGCUCUUCAGGAUAUUUUACGUUCAGCUGAAGACAAGUCUCAGGAAGUCGCCGAGCUUAACCUCGAUUUGAAGCACCUUGCUCAGGUUCUUAAUGCCAUUGUUCAACAGAUCGAACCAGAGUUGGCUGUGAAGAACCUCAUUGAUAUCAUUAUUCCAGCCCACCAUCCUAGAAUCCCAGUCAAGGAGCAAUGGAUUGGUGUAGCCUUGAGAGCAUCUCUUGAUCCUGGUCGUGUUGUUGAUUCUCAUGCUGAUCAAAUCCUUGACCACCUUCUUAAUACCCUUUCUACUUCCAAGAUUAAUGGUGAUAUCUUCAACGCCGCCAAACAGGCCAUUGUCACUGUCGGUUUCGUUAACCCAGAGGUCGCAGCUCCUAAGAUUGCUGAUAUUCUCGAGACUGACUUUGAUACCGCAGCACUUGACGAUUACGACGAAACUACUGUUAAGAUCUGGAAGGCUGCCGAGGAUGAAGUCGUGGUGGAUGUCCUUAGCGACAGCAAACCAGCUGCUCAAGAUAAUAAGAACAGUAAGGACUACGAAACCAGAAAAUGGGAGGAAAGUCUUAAGAAGGAACUUGCUCAGAAGAAGGGCGCUAAGAAGCUCACAAGAGAGGAACAACAGCUUGUUAAGGAGCAAUUAGCCAAGGAACUGGAUAUCCGUAAGGAAGUUGAUUCUCGUGUUCGUGUCUACCUAAGGGCUUUCCACAUUGUUCAUUCUCUUACAAAGGGUCCAGAUAUCUUGACGAAUGGUGGUAGUCGUUGGUUCUUGAAUGCAGUUAACGGUAUGUUGAAUGUUAUCAAGCACCCAUUGUCUGUUGGAAUUUUGGUGAAUUUGCUAUCAAGAUUGAUCAACUAUAGACUUGGCUCCUUGAAGGAGAUGACUGGUGUUGCUAUUUUGAGAGUUCACGAAGUCCAAGGAAUUCCAGAGAACUACUUGCAAUUGUCCUUGAUCGAGUUGUUGAGUAAGGUCUUGUUCAGAGUUAAGAUCUUGGCUGAUGACUGGUUUGACAAGAUUUCCUUCAUUUACGUCUUGCCUAUGCUUACUCAAAUCUUGGUCCAAGGCCGUGAACUAGCUCUCAAGAACUCCAAGAAACGUACAGUUACUUCUGAGUUCGAAGAAGAAGAUCCACAAGAGGAGCAGCUUCUUUUGACUGUCGAUAUCAUCUCCACCUUAGCCCAAUGCUUCAACGACGAGACUAUCACUCGUGACACAAUCCUUAACUCGUUGAUUUCUUUGAUGAAGAUCCCUACAAAGGCCAAGCUUGCUAAGGAGUGCUUCUUGACCAUCUGCCAGCAUAUCUCUGUCUCGCUUUCCAAGUCUGACAUUGAUCUUUUACUUUCAAACAUCAUAACUCCUGAUGUGUUCGUCAAGCAUGCUAUCUUGCAAGGCGUCGACUCUGAGUUUGACUUAUCCGAAGACUUGACUUACUCUAACGAGCUUUGGAUUGCAACUCACGACAACGAUGCAGCUGUUGCUGAACUUGCCUUGACUAUCUGGGAAGACAGUAAGCUUACCCUUGUUGACGAUGCUCCAAACAGACUCUUCAAGUUCUACGGUAACGAAGAUGCUGGUUUGCGUUUGACUGUUGCCAAGGCUUUUGCCUCUUCUGUUAAGUUCCUUAAGAGCUCCAAGCCUGAUAUCUUCAACGUCACUUUGGAGUUGUUGAUCACCCUCUUCUACGAAACAGAGAACCCUCCUCCACCGCCGCUUGAUAAGUUUGGUCUUCCAAUCACCAACCACGCCAGCCAGAAGGAUUCGUGGGAAGACAGAUCUACUGUGGCCUUGACUUUGAAGGAAAUGGCUCCUAUGUUCGAGUCAAAGGAAUCUGCCGAGAAGGUGUUCUACUUCUUGGUCGAGAGAGAGACUUUGGGUGACAAGGAGAGUCUUGUUUGUCAGGAACUUCUCGAGGCUGGUAUUGCAAUCUUAGAGCAGCACGGCCGUACCCACGUUGAAGUAUUGAUUCCUAUCUUUGAAAAGUGUCUUAGUCAGAAGGACGAAGGUUCCAAGAAGCAAGAUCGUAUCAGAGAAAGUGUCAUUAUUUUGUAUGGUACUUUGGGCCGUUACUUGGAUGCUGAAGACGACCGUUUGCGUAUUAUUGUGGAGAGGUUACUUGCUACUUUGGACACUCCAUCUGAAGACGUCCAGUAUGCUGUUUCUGAGUGUAUUGCUCCUCUUGUGAAGUCCAUUGAACCAAAAUUGCAAGACCACCUUGACACUUUGUUCGAGAAGCUUUGGAAGGGCCAGAACCUUGCUAUUAGACAAGGUGCCGCUUAUGGUAUUGCUGGUUUGGUCAAGGGUGCUGGUAUCAGAUCUUUGUUUAGCAACGACGUCAUGAGAAACAUCAUGUCUGCUGCUGAAGACAAGCGUGGUGAACGUAUGAGAGAAGGUGUUUCUUUUGCUUUGGACUGUUUGUCGCAGAGUUUGAGCUCCAAGUUUGAACCAUACGUUAUUGAGGCUCUUCCAAUUAUCUUGAAGUCUUUGGGUGACUCUAGUGCUGCUGUUCGUGAAGCUACCGAUAUGGCUGCCAGACAGAUCAUGAAGAGCAGUACCAGUUACGGUGUGAAGAAGAUGAUUCCUCUUGCCAUUUCUCAUAUGGAUGACAUUGCCUGGAGAACCAAGAAGGGAUCUGUGGAAUUGCUUGGUUCCAUGGCUUACCUUGACCCUACUCAGUUGUCUGCUUCUUUGUCUACUAUUGUUCCAGAAAUUGUUGCUGUUUUGAACGAUUCCCAUAAGGAAGUCAGAAAGGCUGCUGAACAGGCUUUGAAACGUUUUGGUGAGGUUAUUAGAAACCCAGAGAUUCAGGCCAUUGUUCCAGACUUGAUCAAUGCCAUUGGUGAUCCAACUAAACACACCGACCUGGCCUUGGACAAGUUGAUCAAGACCCAGUUCGUCCAUUACAUCGACGGUCCUUCUCUUGCCCUUAUUAUCCAUGUCAUUCACAGAGGUAUGAAGGACAGGUCUGCUUCUACCAAGAAGAAGUCUUGUCAGAUUGUUGGUAACAUGGCCAUUUUGGUUGACAGCAAGGAUCUUCUUCCAUACUUGAACAGCUUGGUUGCUGAAUUGGAGAUUGCCAUGGUUGAUCCUGUUCCAGCUACAAGGUCUACUGGUGCCAGAGCCUUGGGUUCUUUGGUUGAGAAGUUGGGUGAAGAACAAUUCCCUGACUUGAUUCCUCGUCUUAUUGAUACUUUGAAGGACCAGAGCAAGGCUGGUGACAGAUUGGGUUCUGCCCAGGCUCUUGCAGAGGUCAUUUGUGGUCUUGGUCUUGCCAAGUUGGACGAGAUGCUUCCAGACAUUUUGAAGUCUGCUUCUUCACCAUACUCGCAUGUUCGUGCUGGUUUCUUGCCGCUCUUGUUGUUCUUGCCAGUCUGUUUCGGCUCUCAGUUUGCUCCUUACUUGAGCAGCAUCAUUCCACCUAUUUUGUCUGGUUUGGCUGAUACUGAUGAGGAAAUCCGUGAAACCGCUUUGAAGGCUGGUAGAUUGAUUGUCAAGAACUACGCCAACAAGGCUAUCGACUUGUUGCUUCCAGAAUUGGAGCUUGGCUUGUCCGAUUCUUCCUACAGAAUUCGUCUUUCCUCCCUCGAGCUUACUGCCGACUUGUUGUUCCAGGUCACUGGUAUUUCUGGUAAGAACGAGCUUACUGAAGAACAGAGCUCUGUCAACCGUAACCUUGUUGAGGUCUUAGGCCAGGAGCGUCGUGAUAGAAUCUUGGCUGCCAUGUUCGUUUGCCGUUCUGAUGUUACUGGUGUGGUUCGUGCAGCUGCUAUUGACACUUGGAAGGCUUUGGUUGCCAACACUCCUCGUACUGUCAAGGAGAUCAUUCCAAGCUUGACACAGAUUAUUGUCAGAAGAUGUGCUUCUAGCGAUGAGACUCACAGAGUCAUUGCUGCUACUACUCUUGGUGAAGUUGUCCGCAGAGUUGGUGCCAACGCUUUGAACCAGUUGUUGCCAAGUUUGGAAGAGUCUCUUGUUUCUGGCGAUACCGACGCCAAGCAGGGUAUUUGUAUUGCUCUUACAGAGUUGAUCAAUUCUGCUUCAGAGGAUGCUUUGCUUUCCCACCAAGAUGUCUUUAUCAGAAUUGUUCGUUCCUCUUUGGUCGACUCUUCCUCUGAAGUCAGAAAGGCUGCAGCUCUGGCGUUCGAGGCCCUCCAGAACCGUUUGGGUAAGGUUGUCAUUGACGAAAUUUUGCCAAACUUGUUGAACCUCUUGGAAUCCAAGGAAGAUUCAGAGAAUGCUCUUUUGGCCUUGCAGGAUAUCAUGGAAACCAAGGCAGACAUUAUUUUCCCUAUUUUGAUUCCUACCUUGUUGAGUCCUCCAAUCGAUGUUUCCAAGGUCAAGGCUUUGUCUUCGCUUGCUUCUGUUGCUGGACACGCCUUGUACUCUCGUUUGGGCUCCAUUGUCAACACCUUGUUGCAAGCUGUUAUCAAUGCUAAGAAGAACGGUACUCCAGAAGAACAGGAAGAAGUCAAGGAGUCUUUCGACAAGAUCUUGUUGUCCAUUGAAGAUGAUGAAGGUGUUCACCCAAUCAUGCAACAGUUGAUGUCGUUGGUCAAGCACCAGGACUCCGACAAGAGAGCUGCUAUUUGCGAGCGUCUUGGACCUUUCUUCUCCAACACCAACCUCGACUACUCGAUCUACGUUCCAGACUUGGUUACGCAGUUCAUCUUGUCUUUGGGUGACAAGGACCCAGAGGUGGUUGCUGGUACUUUCGAUGCUUUGAGUGCUUUGGUGAAGGCUCAAGACAAGUCUAUGCUUGAGAAGUUGGUCAAGCCUGCUCACCAGUCGUUGUCGAUUGCCGGUGUCAGAGGCGAGGAUUUGGCUGGUUUCACCUUGCCAAAGGGUCCAAGCUGUGUCUUGCCAAUCUUCUCCCACGGUUUGAUGUACGGUAACUCUGAACAAAGAGAAUUGUCGGCUUCUUCCAUUGCUGAAAUCAUUCUGAGAACUCCAGCUGCCAACUUGAGACCAUUUGCUACUACUAUCACUGGUCCAUUGAUUCGUGUUAUUGGUGAGAGAGUUUCAUCCGAUAUCAAGUCUGCUAUUUUGACUGCGUUGACCAACUUGUUGGUGAAGAUUCCUCAGUUCUUGAGACCAUUUAUUCCUCAGCUUCAAAGAACUUUCGUCAGGUCGUUGAGCGAUGUGUCUAACGAUAAGUUGAGACUUGGUGCUGUCAGCGCCUUGGGAGUUUUGAUUGAGUUCCAGCCUCGUGUGGACCCAUUGGUGACUGAAUUGGUCCAGGGUACCAAGAACGCCGAGGACCAGGGCGUCAAGACUGCCAUGUUGAAGGCCUUGUUCCAGGUUGUCAUCAAGGGCGGUAAGAACAUGAGUGAGGCUUCUAAAUCGUCUGUCAUGGCAUUGGUUGAAGAGGAAAUCAGUACUGUCAGCGAUAAAUCUGCUGUCGCCUACGCUCGUCUUCUUGGAUCGCUUUCCCAGAUCUUGUCUACCGAAGAAGCAUCCAACAUUUUGCUGAACAAGAUCUUGAACAAGCGUCGUGACAGUGAGGAAAUGAAGUUUGCCAUUUUGUCUAUCAACUCUUUCUUGAGAGAUGCUCCUAAACAUAUUUUCGAGACUGGUAUGAUUGAGGAAAUUGUCCAUUUUAUUGGCGAUUGUUCCGACAACGUUGUGCCAUAUAUCAGUGACAAUGGUGUUGUUGCAAUUGGUAAAUUGUUGUUGCUUCAUGGAGAAGUUGCAUCGCCUAAGCAAGCCGGUGACGAGAAGGCGUCUUCUCCUUUCGAACUUCCAGAAACGUGUAUCAACAAAUUGGUUCACCAGUUGUCCAAGUGUGCUCUUAAGCCAGAGUCUAACUCUCCUGACUCUAGAAGAUUGUCUUUGGUGGUUAUGCGUACUGUGGCCCGUUUCAAGCACAAGGAGAUUAUCAGCACCCACUUGAACGAGUUGGGACCAUCUGUCUUCUCUUGUUUGAGAGACGGUAUCAUUCCAAUCAGAUUGGCUGCUGAAAAGGCAUACUUGGCUGUGUUCAACUUGGUUGAAGAUGCCGAAAUGAAGGAGUUCAACGACUGGUUCGCAGAGGCAUCCAAGGGAACUAUCAACACUGUUCUUGGAACUGCUAUCCAGCCAAGAUCUAUCGGUGACUACACAAAGAGAGUCGCUACGAGAUUGGCUACUGUUGAAAGAGAGAGAUUGGAAGAUGGAGGAGAUGAUGAAACGUUGUUCAGUGACCGUUACGAAGACGAGAACGAAGUCUGGGCCGUUGGCGGUAACUAA
Candidozyma haemuli is the source of this 8133-nucleotide messenger RNA. RefSeq names its product Gcn1p (gene GCN1). Lineage: Eukaryota; Fungi; Ascomycota; Pichiomycetes; Serinales; Metschnikowiaceae. Gene Ontology annotation, biological process: cellular response to amino acid starvation; regulation of translation. The transcript has 2 exons. The record is from RefSeq and is a predicted model, not a curated record. Gene Ontology annotation, cellular component: cytosol. The coding region runs from base 1 to 8133 and encodes 2710 amino acids. Gene Ontology annotation, molecular function: protein kinase regulator activity.